Biomphalaria glabrata is the source of this 7295-nucleotide messenger RNA. Its product is annotated as KAT8 regulatory NSL complex subunit 1-like. Gene Ontology annotation, cellular component: NSL complex. The record is from RefSeq and is a predicted model, not a curated record. Lineage: Eukaryota; Metazoa; Mollusca; Gastropoda; Planorbidae. Gene Ontology annotation, molecular function: histone acetyltransferase binding.
UCAUCGCGUUCCCUGAGCGUUAGGGGAUUGUUUGUAAUUAUUGUGAAUAAACUUUUACCGCCAUGACAGCGAUAUGCGAUAUGUGAAAAGAAAAAUGCAUACUCUCUGGCUUAUGGAUAAUUUAUUGCUGCUUCCGACUUGAUGCAUUUUAUCUUUAAUGUUAAAAUAUUUUGCCUGAAUUAUUAUAAAUUCACUAGGAUUAAUCAAUUUGGAGAUAAGCGUGGAUUCGUAUUCUUCUCAUAUAAUGUGAUGUACAAGGACGUGGCCCGAUCACGUGGUCAUUGUGUUAUGUUGUGUAGAAAGUGUGGUUUGUAAAAUAGGCUAUGUCUGUUAAUCGAAUGACUUCACAAUUAUACUUGCGACUUAACAGAAUUCUAACUUUGAACAGAAGCACUCUAGAUCUAGACCUAAUUAAUGCACUUUUGAUUUAAUGAGAUCUAGAAUUAGAUCUACUGAUGUUUAUGAAAAUAAAUCGGAUCUAGAUCUAGAGUCUAUAUCUAAUAAUAAUAUCGUCCCACAUCGUUUUCCUUGUUGGCCAAUGUCACGUGCUUAUUAAAACUGAUCAUAACGGCGGCGUGCUCUUAAUCUAUGCUAUGGUGUAGCAUUUAUGUCGUCAUGAUUAUUAUAGUGAAUCUCUGCCCCCCUCCACUUUAAAAAAAAAAAAAAAAGGUCUAAAUUUAAAGAUAAGUUAUGUGAUGGUAACUUAGAUUCUGUCUAGAUCUAGAUUAGAUCUAGGUAACAUUUACUGAUAGACUUGUGACGUUUUUUUAAAUGCGUUUAUGUCGGGCACAUCUACGCUGAGGAUAUGUUUAGCCGCAAUGGCACCCGCUCUAACUGAAGCGGCAUCGGCGCGUCUCAAACUUCAGGAUUCCUCGGCUAAGAACGAAUCAAUUUCAGUUGGAAAAGCUGACAAAAAGUCUAACGAAGAAAAUUUGUCGAAAGGAGAUAGAUCUAAAGAUCUACACAGUUUACACACUGUUAGUAUUAGAAACAGGUCAAACGCCGUGUCGCACCUGUUACUUUCUAAUGAGGAACGAAAUCCCAUUUGCUUUGACCAGAAGAGGUUAACUACUUUAAGUAACACUUGUCCACAAACUAUUCCUGCAAACAUUAAGACUCUCAAUUUUAAAGUUACACAUAUUGACAAACUUUAUGAUUCUGAAAAACUUCUGGUCAAAAACGUCAACGGAGCAAAACCUGAUCAAUAUUUUGACAAUAACAAGAUAAUGAGUCAUAUUGUUGCUAGUAAACCAAAUGAACAGAAUAAAAGCAGCGGAAUAAGCAUUGAGGAUGGAAAUGAAAUCUUUGAUUCAUCUUGUGUUGCUAAAACCAAAAUUAUAUCACCAGUAAUGGUGAAUGGUGAAAGUGGAUUUAUCAGAAAAGCACAGAAUGAAGACAGUUUAAAGGAUAUAGAUGAAAAAAAGGAUGGUUUAUGUAACAAUAAUAUUCAGUUAAAGUCUGAACAAAAGAUAUCCAGUGCUAGUUUUAAUUCUACAAGUAAAUUACUAGAGUCUACAAAAAUGGGGAUAAACGUGAAACAUGAUCAAACUGUGACUGAUGUUAUCCUUGAAAAUACUUGUAAAUCUGAAGCUCUCAUAGAUGAAAAAACAAAAGAGGAAAUGAGAAAAGAGUGCAUUAAAAAGCAAAUUUAUCUGGAGCGUAAGGCUGAUAUAUUGUUGCGAAGACUUAAAAGGAUGAAAGCUAAGGUGGUUGAAGCUCAUGCCAAAGAGCAAUUCAGGCAUUUUAUGAAGUUUCAGCACAAGAAUCUUCAGAGUGUUGCUAAAGCAAUAAAAAAUGAAACCCCUGGUCCAACAGAAUUAAAAGAGCAUUUCCUUAGUAAUGAUGAUGUUAAAAACAUGUCAGCUGCUCAGCUGGUGAAGCUAGUGAAAAAUUAUCAACCCAAUCGCAUAACAUCAACUGAAGAUAGCUUGACAUCUAAACUCAAAUUAUUUUCAUCUAAUACUGUUUUAAUGGACGCAUCAGUUUGUAGUUCUGCACUUAAAACUUCUGAGAGACUAAUGCAGAGAGUACAGACCACAUCAGCUGAUUUGGAUUCUGAUGCCACUGCCAGUAGUUCUGGUGGUGAAAGUGAUGAUGAGCUUGGUGCAUCUGUCACUAGUGCUGAUCUCCCACCUCUAAUAAAGAGGGCUGAGUGGAAAUGGGUAAUGGAUAGAGCAGCUGUAGUUGCCAGAUGGACUUGGUUGCAAGCACAAGUUUCAGACUUGGAAUAUCGUAUUAGACAGCAGAGUCAGAUUUAUAGACAACUAAGAAAUAGCAAAGGGGGUGUGGUGUUAGGGGAUCCACCAUCUUCUGCUGAAAUAUUAAGACGUUUUCAAGAUAUUCAAGCUAAAGCAAUGGGUGUUCAUGGAAAUGAAGAAAAGCCUGGGGCGGCAUCUAUUAGUUCUGAAGUCUCUCCUUGUAAUGUUUCAACAUUUAUGUCUAAUGUUGACAAACAAGCCGCAAGACUAACCCAAUCCUUGGGAAAUUGUUUAUCACCAGCGACAUCUUUAAUUGGCAGCCCAGCUGGAUUACCCAAAAACUUAAAUGUCAAUGGCCUCACAGAAUCUCCCUGCAGCACAUCUACAGACAUUGGUAUAGAUGAUAGUCCUUCAAUAUCAAAAGAAAGACUUGUUUCUGGAAAGAUAAAUGAACAACUUGAACAUAAUUCUUCUUUAGCUGAUGCUUCUUGCCAUUCAGCAAGAUGUCGUCCUCUUCGCAGCUAUAGAAAAAGAAAAAUAUUAAGGACUAUUGGUCUCUACAAAACAAACUCUAAAGCAGCUCGAUUAUCUGACAUUCGUUGCCGCUGUUAUCCUCCUAUGACCCCUUGCCCCAUAUGUGGCGGAAGGUAUAACAAUACUUUGACAACUGAUCCAGAUACAAUGUCUCUCCAAGAGAGAGUUGCAUUAUUGGAUCCAUCAUUUCAUCCUGUGCUUUCAUUUCCCCAAGAUGUAUAUUGGUCUAUUUACUGUGAAGGUCUUUUAAAAUCUGGACUGCUGCAAAGCAAACCUCUUCCUCGUAAAACUCGAGUUGGAGAGAGUAAACGCCAAAAAGUUAUAAAUUUGAUUUCUGAGCCAUCCAAGAAAAGCAAGCAGAAAGGAAGAAAUACUACUGCUUCUGUGAUACAUUUUACAACAAAAAUAAAACAAAAGUAUGAAGGUAAAGGCAAAGCUGUUUCUUCAAAAGGAAAAUCCUUAAAAACAUGUAUUAACAGAGCUAAAAGAAAGAAAACCAAAGCAGCAAGAGAAGCUAUGAAAAGAAGUCAGCAAGAUGAUGAUGAAGAUUUGGAAGCUGAAUACCUAGAACAAGAAACAUCCAUGUCUGGUCAUAAAGAACAUGGUCUGGCCUCCAGCUUAUCACAGUCUUCAUUGAAAGAUGGAGUUCAUCAGCGUAAAAGAAAGGUGGACAACUCUUACGAUAUAAAUAACAUUGUCAUACCUUUAAGUAUGGCCACAUCCAUUGAACAACCUCAGUAUAAAGAGAUUGUAACACCAAAAUGGAGAGAGAUCUCUAAGUCUUGCUCGGCAGAAAUUAACAUUAAAAUUGAUCAGUGCCCAAAAUUGGAAGUUAUUCAGGAAAAGUCAAAAGUUAUAGAAAAUGUGCUGGAUGAUGAGCCUAUUGAAGAUAUAUCAGAUGAGAGAUAUGCUGCAAGGCAUUUAAUUUUGGAGCAGGAAGAAAAAAAGCGUUUUCGUAGCUUUGUUCAGUAUCCACCAAUUAGAAGAAAUAGGGGGAGGUCUGAUGCACUAUCAUCAUCAUCCGGAAGAACAAUUAAUAGUGAGAGAUUCAGCACAGAAGAAAGUAAUAUUACUUUUGUGGAAGAUGGAUAUCUAUCAUCUCAACCCUCCACCCCUGUGAUCAAUAAAAGCCUUUCUACAUUUUUCCCAAAAGUCAAUGAUGAAUCUUAUGAAAGUCAACCUUCUACAUCCAGACGUCGUACUAUCUCCUUGUCUAAAAGAGAGCGUUCUAGUUCAUUGAUUUUCGAUGAUCUUCCUAACUUUCCAGAUGAAGGCUCUGGUGUCAAGCCAUGGCCUAGGAGAACAUUUCCAAUCUCUGAAAGUGAAUACCAGCUGAUGAUAAAGGAAUUGACACCCAAUUGUGAACCAGUUCAUCAUCGGAGUGUUACCAGAAGAAUAUUGGAGCCUUCUGUUUAUGUUGGUAACUCAGAAAAUCAUGAAGAUGUUAGCAAUGCACCCUCUCCUCAUCCAAGUAAUGAAUCUUUGUCAUCCAUGGGGGAUGACCCAAAUGAUACAGAAUGGUUAGAAAUUACUAAACGGGGAAGAUCUAGAACAGCCAUUAAUGAUGAUAUACAUGAAAAUGAAUGGAUUACCUCAGAUACUAGACGAGGAAAAUAUAGACAGAUCUUCAAUGAUGAUGCUAAUGAUCCAGAUUGGACAAGUUUGGAUACCAGACGAAGAUGUAGACAGUCUCUGAAUGAUGAUAAAAAUGAUCCUGAUUGGACAGGCUCUGAUACUCCCAGGAAAAACAAGAUUAAAAGAUGAAUUAAUCUGCCAAGUUCUUCAUCUUGAGGAUGUAAAAUCUUAAUUGGAUAUCCCAAUCCAUUAAAGUCCUGAAGCGUUUCAGGGUAAUAGCUUCAGUUUAGAAGCCAUCUCUGAAGGAAAAAUCACAGAAAUCUGAUAUUAUUCCUCACUUUGUGGCUAUUGUAAGACCUCUUCCAAAGCAAUUGGCUUAGUAUUUCCUACCUGCCAGAUCUAGAUCUAGGUCUUAUACACUGUAAACACUGGCACGUAGAGCCACUCUAAUAUCUUGUUAUGGCCACAUAUCAUGAGGCUUGUUAAAUUGUUUGACCAGUUUUUAUUUAAAGUAAAAAAAAACCAACUAUGCCGGUAUUCGUAUAGCUUAUUUUCAACACACAAUGAUCUGAUAAUUGUUAAAAAAAGUCAUUUAAUUUUUUUUAUUUAGAAUAUUCACUUAUUGAAUAAUACCAAAAUGAGACUUAGAUAACUUACUUAAUUUACUAUCAUUUAGGAAAAAAGUACAAUGUAAAACAUGAAUUCAGUAAACAGUUGUUUUGUUUUUUUUUGUUUUGUUAACCUAUCAGUAAUAUUUUUAAAUAUUAAAUUUAAUGUUCACUUCAAAUAAGCUUGAUCAUGCUUUGGACACACAUGUAAUUAAUCUAACAUUUAUGAAGGUUAAAACUAAUCCUCUUAAAAUUAAAUUGAUAGGUUGAUUUAGUACUUGUUUUUGCUGAAAUGUUGUGUAUUUAGUACACAGUUGUUUUUUUUUUAAGCCUUUUGUUUCAGAAGCAUUUUUAAGUAUGGAAAAAAAAGCAACAUGCAUUCCCUCAAUUCACUGCAGUGUAAAUCAUGAUUGGAAUGAUCUUACUGUUACUGCCUUGAUGUAUAAAGGUUUCUUAUUGUCUGCAUUUGGUGGCUAGACUAUAUAUGUACUGUGAAUUGUAUGAUUGUCACUUGAAUAUUUUUAUUGAUUGUCUCCUGGUGACCUUCAAACAUUUAAUAGAGCUACUAAGACUACAGUUCUUGGAUUUUUUUUUUGUAAAUCUCUGUCAUAAUAAAUAGCUUUAAAUUGUUACCUAGAUUCUUUUAAAUAAACCAUUUUUUUUUUGUGGCUUUUUUUUUCUGAGCUACCAGAACAUUUUCCGAAACAAAAAAGAAAGUCAUAUAAAUCAAUUAACUUAAAACCAUUCCUAGCUUAAGUAGCCAUUCUAAUUCUAUUCCUAAAGGUGUUGGAAAUUUUGCUUUACUUGAAGCUAUAACAAAUAUAUUUUUCUGAAUAUUCCUGUCUUACAGAAUUUAUUAGUGGCCAAUUCAUAAAUGUGUUUAUUUGAAUUUAGGAUGUAUAAAGUAAGAGUUACAUGGGUUCCCUGUCAAUGCUUUAUGGCUUCCUUAGAGUGGAAAUAUCAAAGAUGUUCAUCAUAGCUGCUUAAAUCUCUUGGCUAAUGUAAUUUUUGCUGUUUAAAUCCUACAUCCAUUGUUCUAGGCCACAAAGUGAGUGGUGUAGCUUGUUCUUUAUUAUUGGUUUUAAUGAAUAUACCAACAAAAAUAAAAAUAGAAAGUACCAUGACACAAGAAAUUCCAACAUGACUUACUUAGCUGCAGGAUAGAAUGCUAAAAUGGCAGUUAAUUAUUCAAUUAUAUAGACAUUUAAAUAGAAAAAAAAACUAUUUCAAAUCAUAUUAAAUAGCUACAUUAUGAAAUACCAAUACUUAGUACAUUUCCAAGUGUACCAAAAUAUUUUUUAAACAUUACUUUUUACAAAAAUGAUUUGAAAGUUGUAAACAGGUUAAUACCUUACAUAAAGACAAAUUUUGUCUAUGAUUAAUUAUAAUUUAUUGUCGAUCUUAUUUUUAAAUUUCAUUGUUUCAAUUAAAAGCCUUGUAAAGAUUUCAAGUACCGCAUCAUUAUGUUGCAUUUACAGUUGGAAAAAUUACCUUUCAAAAAAUCCUGAAAUCUAUUGAUCAUGAUUUUUUUGUUAGUUUCUUACUUAGAAUUUAUUUCAAAGAAUCUCUGCCUUAGAAACUACAUAUUUCUCGUAUAAAAUCCACUGCUUACCAUUUUUAAAAUUUUUUUUUUUCUCAUUUAUGGAAAGAAAUUAAAGUUUGAACAUCUUUAGAUAAUUGGUAAAUUGUGCAUAAAAUUUGUUCAAAAUGCUUCAUUGCGUUGUCACUAUUUACCCUUUUUCACACAUUUAUUAUUUGUUAAAUUAUAUAUAUAGUCCAUUUCAAUACAAAAAUAUGUAGUCUUUGAUAUAAUGGGAAAAUUAAAUUGCUAAAAGAUUGCUACAUGUCCUAGUUCAUUAUUCAAUUCCUUGCUGCCAACCUUUGAAAGGUUUGAAAUUAAUUUUUGUUAGAGUUUCAAGUACAAAAAAGAAAUUCAUUAUCUGUGAUUGAUUGUUUGUUUUUUUAUUUUGUUAGAGAUUAUUCAAGCAUGUAUAUAUACUUUGUACAUAUUUCAUAGCCUGCAUAGGACAUUUCAUUGGAAUUGUUUUUUUGUUGUUUUUUUUAUAUUACCUGUGUACUAGUGAGAAAGGACAUGGAUUUUCAUUUUUUUUUUUUUGUUCAUGUUACCAAAAGAAUUGAAUCAUUUAAUAGUGUAAAAGUUUUAUUUAUUUUUAGUUAAAAAAAAAGAAUUUGGGGGAAAUAAGACAAUAUGAACUAAUUCUUGUCUGUGCUACCUCUCACUGGGAUUUUGUUUUUAGUCUACCCUCUUUGUUAUUGCUUUAUGCCAUCAUCUGUUCAUUUUGUUUGUCUUUUAUACAUUUGAAAUAAAAAAAAAAACACACACACACAUAAAUAAAGUAACAUAAAAAACAAGUUGUGU